AGGUUUUAAUCGAAUGGUUAUCCAAUGUACAAUAAAUAAACAAAUACAGAUGAUUGGAAAUUGCUGCUUUGAUACAUUUUUAAGCCUUUUUUUUACCACGUGACCACAUGAUAUGUAUUUUGAUGUAAUAUGGCGCCUUUAAUUGUCACAGUGUAAUAAAAUUUCUAAAAGGAUGUAAAAUUAUUUUAAAUGUUAAGCUUGAAACUUAACACAGAAUGCCAGUUGAUAUAAAUCGAUUAACGGAAGGUUGGCUAGAAUUGGAAAGUGACCCAGGUUUAUUUACAUUGCUAUUGGAGGAUUUUGGAGUGAAAGGUGUACAAGUAGAAGAAAUAUAUGAUCUACAAAAAUCGUUGGAAGGUCCAGUGUAUGGUUUUAUAUUCCUAUUUCGUUGGAUAGAAGAAAGGAGGUCCAGACGUAAAGUCGUAGAACAAGAUGAAAGUUUUGUGAAAGAUGAAGAAAUUGUUAAUAAUAUAUUUUUUGCACAACAGGUUGUGCCCAACAGUUGUGCAACACAUGCACUACUCUCUGUAUUACUUAAUUGUCCAAAUAUUCAUUUGGGCACAACUUUAUCCAGGUUAAAGAUGCAUACAUCUGGUAUGUGUCCAGAAAAUAAAGGAUGGGCAAUUGGUAACACACCUGAAUUGGCUUGUGCUCAUAAUUCUCACGCAAUGCCACAAGCCAAAAGACGGCAGGAUAAAAAUACUGGAGUCUCGACUGGUAGGUUUACUGGAGAAGCUUUUCAUUUUGUCAGUUAUGUACCAAUUAAUGGUAGAUUAUUUGAACUGGAUGGUUUAAAACCAUACCCUAUGGAUCACGGUCCAUGGAAAGAACACGAAGAGUGGACUGAACAAUUUAGAAGAGUAAUUACCGAUCGUUUGGGAAUGGCAACAGGAGAACAAUUGCAAGAUAUAAGAUUUAAUUUAAUGGCUGUUGUUCCUGAUAGAAGACUUGCUAUUUCACAUAAAUUAACUAUGUUGAAAACUAAUAGACAGAUAGUACUAGAGGCAUUGCAACAACUUGUUAAACUAAGUCAUCAAGAUGGGACAGAGAAAAAUUCGAAUGAUACCGAGAAAUCGGAUAAGUCAUACGAGAAAAAGAACAAACCUGAAGAGGAAAAUGGCUUGUCUAAUAAAUCAGAGAUCGAUGAACCUUCAUCAGCACCAGCUAUUACGGUCGAAAGAAGCAGUGAUUCCACUAUAGAUACCGAAGAACCAGCUUCAAGCAUAACUUCCGGAAAGACUGAAUCAAAUGGUAUGGAGAAAGUGGUAAUGUGUGCAUUGGAUUACGCUACACCUCUCAGAAUCCAAACUUCACCAGCACACAGCUCGUCCAGUACUGAUACAUCUUCCGAGAUUGGAUCCGCAUUUAAUUCUCCAACGCAAGCAUGGGGAUGGAAUUCUGGUCAGAGCAGUCCAACGUCGACGAAAGAUUUCAAAAAGUUUGUCGUAAUUAGAGUAUCCGGGGAUGAAAAGAACGAGGCAGGUUUAAUAGGUCGUUCUCUUGGGAACAUUAAUAUAAAUGGAAAAAGAUUAGUUUCCGACAGCGGGCACUUACAUAAGAAGGUCUGCUUGUCUGGAGAAGUUAGAAUACCUCAUGCCAGAGUAAAGACUAGUAACGGAGACACCGUCACCGAAGAAAAGAAGGUUGAAAAGAUCGAUCCGAAAUUAUGUACGAAAUAUCCGGAGUUGUUCGAACCGCAUACGUUCGCACCCAAAGAUCUUCUAGCAUUGUUGAAGAAUUUAGAACACGAAAUUAGUAUUUGUGAGACCAGCUUGAAAGACGAAAACGAUAAGAGGAACAAGUACAAGAUUGACGAUUGUCGUAGAACACACAACUACGACGAAUUUAUCUGUACUUUCCUUUCGAUGCUUGCUCAACAAGGCAAAUUAGCGGAAUUGGUCCAACAACACUUGACUUUAAAGAAACACACUUCCGUAUCAGUGAAUAGGGUUCAUAGAUCUUCAAAGAAGACCGACACUCGCCCAAACUCAUCACGUAGACGUCGAGGUAGAACUAAGUGUAAAAAACGAAAAUAAUCUUGGUAAUUGAAUCGAAAUGGUAAUAAUGGAGCCGUUAUCCCACCUAUCGAAUCGUCAAUAAAUUGUUGCAACGACACAAUUUCAAAACGACAACAAGCAUGUAAAAAGAUUAUACCAUUGUUGAAGAAAAAUAGAGAUUGUGUUUCACUCUUCGUAAUACUUACGCAGCAUCAAAAGCGCCGAACUAUCAGUACUUCUUUUACUUUCUUACACAGAUAUUCUUUAGAUAAUGGUAGAGAUCGACAGCAGUGUUGAUUAUAAUUCUACUUUUUCCAUUUGGACUUGAAUCUUUGUCACGAUUGGCAGUUGUACUUUAGAACUGCACAAAUUAACUUUAUGAUAUAUUUUUUAUAUUUUUUUUCAUAUUAAUGCGUGAUUUCUACUGUCACACUAUGUUAAUAGAUACUAUGAACCUAUUGCGUACUCUUUGCAGUGUGUAUUAGUAAUCUUUAUCUAUGCAUCUAUUAUGUUUCAUAAGAAAUAUAUGGUUUCUUAGAUACGAACACUGUUCUUUAUUUUCUGUCAUGUAUUAUGUUUUCUUUAAAUCGCUAUUUUAAUAAGAGGAUUAGGGGGCGAUGGCAAAGGAAGUUGUCACAAAUAUUGUCAAAAACAUUGAAAAUAUUUAUUUCGGUAUUCAUAUACAAGUACACUACACGCUGUGGAUAUGUCACUUAGAUCUAAAUACUUAUAUCUCCGUACAGCCGGAGAAAGAAGGAUCAAAAUUCGACUUGGAAUCAUGUUUAAUCGUAGACAACGGCCAACCGAGUCUCUAAGUCGCUUUACCAUACUGUAAACUGCAUAGGAACUGUAUUCGAAACGUCCUCAAAGAAGCUAUUUCAAGAGUGCAAAUAUAUAAGGGGAGACACGAUGGUUCAGAAAUGUUGUGAGUUAGAAGUUCCUUCUCCGGCCGAUGUUCGUUAACGCCUUCGAUAUUCGCGCCAUAGUUUCAUCGGCACGAGUAGCGUGCUUUUUGGCAAAAGAAGAAAAGAAAGAAAGAAAGGUGCAAUUAUGUACAAAUAUCGAUUCAUGGUCGCUGUGUUCGAAGGUAAUGUUUUCUCGUGGGCAAGUAAUCGUGAGAUAAAAGAUUAUUUGGAAUUUGCGAGUAAAAACUUUGCGACGAUCACCACAUACGCACGGUUCGUGUGGCAUUCUCUCUGUGACCACAAACGUGACCACGAAUAAACACAAUCGUUAUUUACAAAGUACACGGAUACCUGAUUUUUUCCAAACACCGACUUCUUUCACUCUCUCUCUCUCUCUCUCUCUUUCUCUCUCUCUCUCUCUCUCUCUCUCUC
Bombus pyrosoma is the source of this 3334-nucleotide messenger RNA. RefSeq names its product ubiquitin carboxyl-terminal hydrolase calypso (gene calypso). NCBI's taxonomy places the organism in Eukaryota, Metazoa, Arthropoda, Insecta, Hymenoptera, Apidae. The record is from RefSeq and is a predicted model, not a curated record. The transcript is spliced from 8 exons. Gene Ontology annotation, cellular component: cytoplasm. Gene Ontology annotation, biological process: protein deubiquitination; ubiquitin-dependent protein catabolic process. Gene Ontology annotation, molecular function: cysteine-type deubiquitinase activity. Bases 216 to 2036 code for a protein of 606 amino acids.